Dryobates pubescens (Downy woodpecker) is the source of this 1431-nucleotide messenger RNA. RefSeq names its product ribosomal RNA processing 15 homolog (gene RRP15). The coding region runs from base 33 to 812 and encodes 259 amino acids. The transcript has 5 exons. NCBI's taxonomy places the organism in Eukaryota, Metazoa, Chordata, Aves, Piciformes, Picidae. Gene Ontology annotation, biological process: maturation of LSU-rRNA; maturation of 5.8S rRNA. Gene Ontology annotation, cellular component: preribosome, large subunit precursor. The record is from RefSeq and is a predicted model, not a curated record.
CGGAAGACGAUAUUGGGUGGACCCUGGGAAAGAUGGCGGCCGCCGUGGAGGGCCCACGUGGACGUGAAGCUGCGGUGGGCGAGGAAACGGACAGCGAUUCUGAAUUAAGCUCAGGAAUUCCAGAAGACAGCUACUCUUCAGGAGGUGAAGCCCUGGAUGGUGAUGAUGAAGAUGAAACGGCAGCCCCUGGCAAUGUGGCUAAAGAGGCAACAAGCUCCAAAGCUGGCUCAAGUGCAGGCUGGGCAGAUGCCAUGGCAAAAGUGCUCAACAAGAAGAUUCCACAAAAUAAGUCUACCAUCUUGGCCAAGAAUAAAAAGCUGGAGAAGGAGAGACAAAAGUUAAAACAAGAAAGGAUGGAGAAGAGAAUGAAGCUCGACAAGAAGCGGGAGUGGGAAAUGAUGUGCCGAGUGAAGCCAGAUGUUGUCAAAGACCGAGAGACUGAAAGAAAUCUUCAGAGAAUUGCCACAAGAGGUGUUGUGCAGCUAUUUAACGCUGUCAGGACACACCAAAAAAAUGUUGAUGAGAAGGUGAAGAAAGCUGGGAGCUCCAUCAGGCAGCGUGCUAAACUGAUGUCAUCUGUGUCAAAGAAAGAUUUCAUCAGUGUUUUAAGAAACAUGGAGGGUGCGAAAGGAAGCAAGAAUCCUUCUGGAAAGGCCACAAAAAGUAAACAGGGUGAAGAGGGGCCAGAAUGGAAUAUACUGCGUGACGACUUCAUGAUGGGAGCAUCUAUGAAAGACUGGGACAAGGAAAGUGAUGCAGAGGGUGAUAAUGAACAAGGAGGUGGUCUGAAACAGGAGGAUGACAGUGACUGAAUGAAACUGAAAACCAUUCAAGAUAAUGUUUUACCUUCCUAACUUUGUUUGGAUAAAAAGUCAGCAUUCUGUGAAUGUACACCACUUGGAGGAUGUAUCUUUAUUUUCUUUUUUUAAAACACAAAGACAGACUUGCACAACUUGGGAGUGUUUUCCCCUCCAUGUCAAAUUUCUAUUUAAUAUAACUUCAUUUGCUAUACUGAAAUCCUGAAACAUUUUCCAAAACAUGUAUAAUUUUCAACAUAUUUCCAAAACAUUUUGUACAGUCAAAAUAGUGGCACCUGCCCAAUGAAAGAGAUUUUUGCCAAGGUCAUUAAAAGUUUAUACAUUAGUCAUGGCCAUUGAUGUAUUAGUGUGCCUGCAUUUCCAAAUCAGUGUUGCACUUUGAAAAGUUGUUAGCAGUUCACAAUAGAAAUGACUUACAAUAAACACAGAAAUGCCAUCACCUUGUAAAGUUAUCAAACUCCUAUAGAGUCUUUACUACUUUAUCCAGGAAAGGGUUUGUAGAUAAUAAAGAAAAGUAACCGUUAAUGUGAUAGUUCUGCUCUUGGAGCAUUAGUUUGAUUGGAGGCAACUCUGGAAACUUAAUUGUAACGAGAGACAUGAGCUUACUGAUUGG